Messenger RNA from Nestor notabilis (Kea), 470 nucleotides. Its product is annotated as tumor necrosis factor ligand superfamily member 8-like. The annotation marks the transcript as partial. NCBI's taxonomy places the organism in Eukaryota, Metazoa, Chordata, Aves, Psittaciformes, Psittacidae. Gene Ontology annotation, molecular function: tumor necrosis factor receptor binding. Gene Ontology annotation, cellular component: membrane. The transcript is spliced from 2 exons. The record is from RefSeq and is a predicted model, not a curated record. Gene Ontology annotation, biological process: CD8-positive, alpha-beta T cell differentiation; immune response.
GCAACACCUCCGAAGACUAUUUAAGAAUCCUACAGAAUGUCCUGACCAAGGGAGCGGCUGCGUACAUGAGAGUGUCUAAUCAAGUAAACAGUUCAAAACUGAGCUUGGUUGAGAAGGGCAUUUGUGAAGACAUCCAUUGUGAGAGAGAGGAGCUGGUGAUAAAGAAACAAGGCAUCUACUUGAUCUAUUGCCACUUAAACUUUCAUUUCCCCAGCUGUUCAAACAGUUCCACCGACCUCAAGAUAGAGUUCCUUGUGAAUGACCAAGUCAACAGGCAAACGUUAUCCACAUGGUGCGCCUCUGAAAUGUGCCACGAAAAGACUUUUAAGACCUUGUUCCAGCUCCAUUUGACACCGCUGAAUGUGAAGGACCGAGUAUCAGUAACACUUAAUCAUCCCGAAUUCUUGAAUGAAAUGUAUCUUCCCAAUGAAAACGUUCUUGGGGUCUUGAGGUACAGUGAUGAAAUGUGA